Molecule: messenger RNA, 1590 nt
Organism: Hydractinia symbiolongicarpus
Lineage: Eukaryota; Metazoa; Cnidaria; Hydrozoa; Anthoathecata; Hydractiniidae
Exons: 5
Coding region: 562-951 (129 amino acids)
Source: RefSeq, a predicted model, not a curated record
UUUAAUCUGACCAAGUAUUUUUUUUAAUACAUACAUCAUUAUAGUUUACUCGCCAGAGUUUACAAUAAAAAGAAGAAAAAAUGAGUAAUAAAAAAAUGAAAAAUGUGAGGAAAAAGACAUGAAUAAAAUAUAACCACCCUUAAAAACUUUUUCAGGAAGUUUGGAUAAAGCACAGAACUCUCUACAAAAAACAAAGUCGACGGAAGGAUCUUUUUAAACAAUACGAAACUUUUCAAAACGCAAAUAUAAGAAGCUAAUAACAAAUAUACACACAUAUAUAUAUAAAAUAUAUAAAAUAUAUAAACACAAAAAUUGCAUUUUAUUGAUUCGAUCACUUCAGAGAAGGAAUUUCUAAAAAUUAAUAAAUAAAAACGUUAAAGUCUUAAAAAAAAGAAGAAAAAAUAUUCACUUUCCGAACUCUAAAGGAUAAGUUUAAAAGAUUGAUUAGCGGAGAAUAUAAAACGGAAUAUUCAACACUAAGAUAAAAGUUUAGUGAUAUUGUGGAGUUCAUCCUACAUUGGCAAGGAAUCGAUUAUCAGGAGAAACAGCCAAGGGAAAGUGAUGGUUCACAAAAGUUUUCUUCACACUUUAUGGAUUCUACUAGUGGGUCUAAUAGUGAUCGAAGCAGUAAAGCUUUCAAAUAAUAAUGUGGAGAAAAAAACAUUCUGCGAAUUAUCUGCAUCAAAAAGAAUGUUACAUAGUCUUGGUAUAAACUCUCUAGCGUCAUCAUGUUUGUUGAAAUCAAAAAGAGAUAUCGCUCAUUUAGUCAGCAGUUAUUUGGAAAGGGAGUUAUUUCCAGAAAAAAGAGAUCUAGUCGAUGAACUUGAAGAUUAUAUAAAAAAAGAAAUGUUUCACAAAAGAGGAAGUUAUUGCUGUAGUCCGCGAUGUGACAAAUUUAUGAUGAGGAUGGGAACACCAAAUGCUGCAUUAGUUCAAUGCAACAAUGGUUGAUCGCAUGUCGACACUCUUAUUUUACAAUUUGAUAUUUUUUUAGUUUGAUUUUUUUAAGAAAAUUUAAUUUAGUAGGAUAAUGGAUUAUUGUUAUUUUUUUUUCAAGACAAGACCUUUAAAUUUGCCCAAUCCCAAUCGACUACCACCGCAGUUAUUCGAUCCUGUAUAUGUCUUCUAAAGCCGAUAUGAAAUUUCGAAGGCGUGUGCUUUUGAAAUUCAUAAGUGAGCGUUAUAAUGUCAAGCUGACUAAAAUAAUAGUUUAUAAUUUUUCCCCGUCGUCGUCGUCGCUGCCAUCGUCGUCGUCGUGAUGUUGCUGUCAUUGUCGUUGUCAUUAUCGUCGUCGCUACAAUCGUCGUCGUGGCCAUCAUCGUUAUCGUCGUUGCCAUCGUCUCCGUAGCCGUCGCCGUGGUAAUCGUCGUCAUCGUUAUUGUCGACGUCGAUAUGUAUAAAUAAUGAGUCAGCCUGCGUCACAAAGCUCCAUGGUGCUUUUAUAAAGUUAUUGAAGAAAAAUUUAAUUAUAAGGGUGUCUUCGUUGCGUUACCAUACGAACAAGAUUUGUGGACCACAUUUAUACUUCUCAAUUACUUAUUAUAUAUUUUAGUUUUAUAUACGAUAAUAAAAACUUGAUGUAAAAUAUAA